This is a messenger RNA of Kluyveromyces marxianus DMKU3-1042, 1251 nucleotides long. RefSeq names its product Rei1p (gene REI1). Gene Ontology annotation, molecular function: zinc ion binding; nucleic acid binding. The record is from RefSeq and is a predicted model, not a curated record. Gene Ontology annotation, biological process: ribosomal large subunit biogenesis. The coding region runs from base 1 to 1251 and encodes 416 amino acids. Lineage: Eukaryota; Fungi; Ascomycota; Saccharomycetes; Saccharomycetales; Saccharomycetaceae. Gene Ontology annotation, cellular component: preribosome, large subunit precursor. The transcript has a single exon.
AUGGCAGGGUAUACUUGUAACACAUGUGGGGUCGUUUUUGACACGGCCGCUGGCCAAAGAGACCAUAUGAAGUCUGACUGGCACAGAUACAACUUGAAGAGAAGAGUUGCUGAUUUGCCAUCCAUUACCGAAGCUACAUUCAAUGAGAAGGUUUCUAACGCUAAUGCUGAGAAAGAGGAGCUAGACAAGUCCAAGAAGACGAAGGUGAAGCAGUUGACCAAGAAGGAAAUGCGCAGACUAGAGAAGGAAAAACUAUUGGCUAAAAAGCAAGAAUUAUUAGAGCUGGCCAAACAGUCCAUGUUGAAGAAUAUGCAGGAGGAAGCUGCCAAGAAUGAAAUGAAAGACACUCCAGAAGAGGAACAGCCACAAGAGACUCCAGAAGAAAAAACUUCAGAGGAAAAUGUACUAGAAGAAAACAUCCCAGAAGAAAACAAGCCAGAAGAGGAACUGAGCCCAGAGGAACUCGCUGAAAAACUCAUGGCUGAAAAACUCCAAAAUAGAGUCGAGAUUGACAAGACCGAGUGUCUCUUCACUGGUAAAAAAUUCAAAACUUUUGAAGAAAACUUGGACCAAAUGUUCAAAAACCACGGAUUUUAUAUUCCUGAACAGAAAUACUUGAUUGACAAGGAAGGUCUUUUCCAAUACUUCUCAGAAAAAAUUGGUCUAGGUAACAUGUGUCUUGUGUGUUCGUACCAGGGUAGAUCUUUGGAGGCUGUUAGAGCGCAUAUGCUUGCCAAAAAGCACUGCCGUAUCCCUUACGAGUCCGAAGCAGAAAAAUUAGAAAUAUCAGAAUUUUACGACUUCUCCAGCACGUACGAAGAAUUAGAUAAGGCCGCUAAUGAGGAUGAAUCCCAAUGGGAAGAUAUCGAAGAAGAAGUGGAUGCAGCAUCUGGUAAGGUUGGUGGAUCACAAGACGGUAAUGAGGAAGAGGAGGAAGAAGAAGAACUACCAGAAUAUGCACUAUAUAAUGACGGUGUGGAACUCCAUCUACCUACAGGUGUCAAGGUCGGCCAUAGAACUCUACAGCGUUACUACAGACAAAAUCUAAAACCCGAGCGUGAACUAAGCGAAGGUCAAGGUACUAUCAUUGCUGCCGAUACCAGACACUUUGCUACUAUAUAUGACAGACAACAGCAACAACUACAGAAGAAAGUCUGGCAAACAGAAGUUAAAGACAAAAAGAGAGAUGACAAAAGAGCUGCCAAAUUUGUUAACAACCAACCUCAUUACAGGGACCAAUUGUUGCAAUAG